AUGCCGGACAGUCCAGGCGCGUGGAAGCCGCGCUUCAACCGAGUAGCGUCAGUAAGGGAACUUCUUCGCGGCGCGGACUUGUCCACCGUCACCUCGUCCUCGAAUGCAUCACAUCGAGACAGCACCCCAACCAUGUCGAACAUGUCUCUUUCCGACUCUGAUCUCUCGUCGCUAUCGUCAGCGCCUCCUUCAGAAGAUGAAGUUGGUCCUAUGGCUCUCGAUGAGCCUGUUGGCAUCACCAAGUACUUCAAGAAGGAAUCCGAGUCUCCGCCGCCGAAACGGGAGCCCUCACCACCUCAUGAAUAUGUUCUAGCUGAUAAUCCUGACAUUGCAUUUAUUGUGAUGUUCCGCGCGCGUUUUCAUGAGGUCUUCCCGCGAUCGACGCCACACUUUGGACCCCAGGAUAUCGAGAGAGGAGUCGUGGAGCUUCCACCAGGCGAUUAUAUUGAGAGGCUAUUGUGUGCAUUGCUUGGUCUCGUGCUAAAUCGGAAGAAGGAUGUUGACCGAGCCCACUACCAGCGACCUCUUGAAGAGGCAAUUCAAACACAUGCCUCCCAAUGGCCCAAGGCUUGGCAAGGAAAGAAUCCCCUUCAUGGGGGUCGCACCUUUGCAACAAUGUCACCCGAAGAACGCUUGACCUUGUUGAAGUCGCUGAUUCUCUGGUCCCUUUCUUCGUCUGAAGCGGUUCAAGCCAAGAUUAAAGAAUCCUAUAAGCAAGCUCGCCAUGAGGACGAUCUGAACCAACCGCUUUCAGUCCAACCGUGGGCCGGUUUGGAUGAUACACAUUUCAGGUUGUAUCGCGAGAGCAACCCUGCGCUUAAGAACGUUACGUGGUGGAGUGUAGCCGGGACUAUACCCGAGUUGAAGGCUGUCGCAGACAAGCUGGAUGGAGAGAAGAGUAUACAUUCGAAGAAGCUCAGUGAGCGAAUCAAGAAUGCCAUACCUCGUUUUGAGGGCUCAGAGGAGAAACGCAAAAGACGGGACUAUCGCAUUGCCCGCAAAGCCGCCUUCGCUCGACCAGAGCCCGGGUUUUCACUGUACGAAGGCCGCACUCGGGGCAAGAAGCUCAAGUACACAUAUUCAGAUGACGAGGAUAUCUUUUCCGACGAAUUUCCCUCGACAAGACGAUCGACACGGAACGCUUCCGGAAUCUCGACACCUGCAGAGCCUGCGGGACCCAGAUAUACAGCAAGUGGUAGGCAGAUACGCGCACGAGCGGGUGGCCUGUAUGGCGAGAGCCUCCUUAGUGGCCAGCGCGGGGAGGAAGCCGAAGAAACCGGUAGACCCCAAAGGUCCCGGGCGACUCGCGCAAAUGGCUAUACGGACUACAACAUGGACGACGAGUCGGAUGCUGGUCACUCCAGUGGAAACGAAUGGCAAGGUGGCGAGGAAGAGGAAGACAAUGAUUUCGAAGGCGACGAUGAAGGCGAUUUGAGUGGAGACGAGUCGAUCAUAGACGGACAAGAUCGGAGCCUUGUUGUGCAGUUGAGAUACGGCAAGGGAAAAGUACCAAGCAGCCCUCACGAGCCUGUCGAGGAGCCGUCAGCGGAGAAACUUCAAAGUGCGCAUGCAGACCCGUCAACGGCCCCUGCAACUCAGCCUAUGAAUCAAGUGCCGGACUCUGAGACCAACAGACAGACAGGUACCGCAGAGGCGCAAGCUCCGACUGUGGAUGUCGUGAAAAUUCCCAGCAUUGUGCCGAUGAACACAGCUACUGAUGAGCAGAAGGUCGAUUCGCUGAAUGAGCUUAAUUGUCUACAGCGGGAGACGCGUGAGGGUGCUGAACAGCCUUCCAGAACCGACUUGUCGCCAAGUCAAAUAGCCCCCAUCAACUCUCCAAAUGAGACGGGUUGAGGUUUCUUGAAUGACAGCUACUUCAUGUUUCUUACCAAAAGCGAUGUCUUCACCUGACACUCGAAUAGUGUCCUGUGGCGCAGUGUUGCCAUUUCGAAAAAAACUUAAUACGAAUUCAGGCAAAGCAGGAGUUUGUUUCCAUCGAGAGUUUGUCAGGCUUUUGUUGAGCGGUAUGUUCACGGUCAAAGGUCCAUCUGACCUGGAGUUCGCAAUGGUUCUUAUAGCAGGAUGAUUUUAUACGAGACUCAGGGGACAUGUCACACCGAGCCCCAGAACUCGGCCACUGAUCCAGGCGCAAUGACUAGUGCUGAUUCAAAACCUUCUACCUACGCUAAAUGUAUAUUAUUUUGAAGGCAGGAUGGAACGCAUUAAAGGUUAGACGAGAAUCGCGAAGUAUG
Messenger RNA from Aspergillus novofumigatus IBT 16806, 2252 nucleotides. RefSeq lists its product as uncharacterized. The coding region runs from base 1 to 1854 and encodes 617 amino acids. The record is from RefSeq and is a predicted model, not a curated record. The transcript has 6 exons. NCBI's taxonomy places the organism in Eukaryota, Fungi, Ascomycota, Eurotiomycetes, Eurotiales, Aspergillaceae.